UCUGGCAAGACUGCGGGCACCGAGUCGUCUGGCAAGGCUGCGGGCACCGAGUCGUCUGGCAAGACUGCGGGCACCGAGUCGUCUGGCAAGACUGCGGGCACCGAGUCGUCUGGCGGACAGCGGGCACCGAGUCAACUGGCAAGACUGCGGGCACCGAGUCGUCUGGCAAGACUGCGGGGCACCGAGUCGUCUGGCAAGACUGCGGGGCACCGAGUCGUCUGGCAAGACAGCGGGCACCGAGUCGUCUGGCAACACAGCGGGCACCGAGUCGUCUGGCAAGACUGCGGGCACCGAGUCAACUGGCACGACAGCGGGCACCGAGUCAUCAGGUAUCGGAUUAGAGGCAUCAGGCUGAGUAGAGGC
Staurois parvus is the source of this 363-nucleotide messenger RNA. The record is from the annotation of a GenBank genome assembly. Lineage: Eukaryota; Metazoa; Chordata; Amphibia; Anura; Ranidae.